Molecule: messenger RNA, 3174 nt
Organism: Trypanosoma conorhini
Lineage: Eukaryota; Euglenozoa; Kinetoplastea; Trypanosomatida; Trypanosomatidae
Exons: 1
Coding region: 1-3174 (1057 amino acids)
Molecular function (GO): protein binding
Source: RefSeq, a predicted model, not a curated record
AUGGAGGUGCUUAAGGAACUCCCCAAGUCGGGGCUUGACGCACUCCGGAAGGCGUUCCUGCUGCGCGAACGCGUGGGUGGCUUGACGGCGGAGGAGUUCGAGGAGGCGCUCUUCCGCGUGUGUGACGCCCACGAGACGCCCACAACCCCCGCUGACGCCGAGCUGCGGAAGGUGUUCGCCAGCAUCGACGUACUUGGACUUGGCCGGAUUUCCUGGGACGCGUUCUCCAUGUACGCCAUCGACUCCCUUCGAGGGCGUGUGCACCGGGUGGUGACCGGCGGAGAGGCGAAGACGGAGGAGGAUGAGGAUGAGCCGUUCCGCCCCUUUCACGUGGAGCAGCUCAUGUCGAAGGUCCACGCGGGGUGCGUGCACGAGGUGCGUAUGCUGCCUGUGAUUGACCGGGUGAUGCUGGUCACCACGGCGGCCGGCGGUCGUUGCACGAUGAACCUCUGCGAGGCGGCGCAGAAUCUCCCGCUGUCUGGCAUCAUCCGUCUGGAGUCGGGUGUGCCGCUUGCGUGGGAAUUCGUUCCGCAGAAGGCGGGGGGUGGAGUGGGCAGCAGCGUUGCCUGCUCCCACAACGGGGGGCUCGUGCAAUUCUUCAGCACCGCAAAGAGAAGCCGCCUCCAUCGCUACUUGGAUAAGUACUGGCAGAUGAGUCUCGCGGAAACGCAAAGCGCCCUGCACUGGGUUCCGUGCAUCAACCGCCUCGCGAUGGGUAGUCGCGGUGGCCUAGUGACGCUCUGGGAUAUGCAGGAUCAAACACAGGUGCUGCGCAGGCGACUCACGCAGAAGUGCAUCACCUCAAUGCAGAGUUGGCGGCAGCUGCUCUACGUGGCAAGCCUGGAUGCCCAUGCGGCUGUCCAGUGCCUGGACCUCGAGCACAACACCGUGCAGUACACCUUCAAUGACCACAGUAUGGGCGGUGCGAUGCAGUUGCUGGUGGAUGACAAUUUUAUGUUUUCCUCUGGAUUCGGACGCGGCAUCGUGCAGCGGGUGCUUGCCCUUCCGAAGUCGAGGCCCGUAGCUCUGUACGACGCCGCAUUUCCGCAUCAAGGCUGUAUUACAGCCCUGGAGCGCCUGAGUGGCACCCCGCUGCUGGUAUCGGGGGAUGCGCAGGGAAAUCUGAAGUUCUGGGACCUACGCAUGGGCGCCUGCGUGCAAACCAUCAGGGGCCGAAAGGCACCCGCCGGCGGCGACAGUCACACGCUCCCGGCCGUAGUAGAUGGCACCCAUGCCCACUCCGCGGCCCCUGUGCGCAGCAUCUGUCACCUCGACUUUUUCGGAAAACUGGUUGUUGCAACUGCGAAGGAGUUGCUCGUUGUCACUUCCGAUGCGUCCAUCUGCCCGGCGCUCGUCGACGACAGUCACGUCUGCCGCUCUGUGUUUUUCCCAAACCCUGAGUUUUUCCUCACCGUGCACCUCGCUUCCGUCAAACUGUGGUGCAUCUCCACAGGCAUGCUAGUCCGAUGCAGUGAACCGAACAUUACAAAGUUUGAAGUCACGUCGUGCUGCAUGGUGGAGCCGCUCAACCAGCAGUUGCUCUUGGGAACCGUGGGGGGCGAGGUGGCGGCCUUUUCUGUGGUCCUGCUGCAGCUGACGGUGAACCUGACGCCCGCCAUUGAACCCUACAUUCGGGGGACGGAGGUCACAGCUCUGCACACGGUGCCGAGGUACCGCGGGCGGCACACACCCUACGUGCUGGUUGCAACAUCCUCCACGCUUCUCCUCGCACCGGUCCAUCCAGCCUGCGGCCCGGAGUCCGUUAUCGGGCUUCAAGGAAUCGUGCAUCGGCUUCUGCCUUGGAAGCAAACCAUUAAGGCGUUGACAGUCACGGAAACCCAUUUUAUUCUGGCGACGUCAGAUGCGCGUGUACACUGUGUCACCUACCGGGACCAAGCCUCUCUCACCCACACUUUUCACAUGUCAGCCGCUGUAGAGGCUAUCGUUGCACGGCCCGCGCUCAUGCUGAGGCGACCCUCUGAGGCGGGCACGACACCGAAGGGCGUUCAGUCCAGCGAAGUCGUUGUCUUUUUUGCGGAUUUCUCCGGCCGUGUGCACAUUGCAACGAUCCGGCGAGGCUUCCCGGGCAUGAGGGGUAAACACGCAACGGGGGAGCUCGUGGGGCCGACGGAGCAGCGUGGGCGGCAUCAUUCGCAAUUUUUCGGGGAGGUGAUCGGCAGCUGGCUCCCACACAAGCGUGAGAGCUGGGUGGAGGGCGGGUCGGUGGAGGCCUUGCGGCAACAGGACCCUGGGCCCUUCCCCGUGCUGAGUAGAGCGCGGCCCUCUUUUAGUGUUAACUGUGCAGGAAAUCCAUCCCAUUCGUUGAACACGGAGCCGCGAGUCGGUACACCUGGCAUGCCUGCACUAGAUACAGUGACAGGCCGCGACGUUAGCAUCGUGCUCCUGGAGCAGUACAGUGUGCUGGUGACCGCGGAUGACGAGGGCAUCGUGCGUCUGUGGGACGUGGGCAGCGCCGUGGCACACUGCCUGGAUGAAGAAAUCGCGGAUCCCCCCGUGCUCAUCACCCUCUGGCGACUGUUAGACAGAGAAGUCAUCUUCUUUGGCACCACCAGACACCCGACGCUGAAUCUGCCGCUGCUCUUGGCGGCGACGGGGGAUCUGGUGCUCACGAUUUGGUCGGCGGACGGAGCCGUGCUAGGGACGCUGUCGACGGGCCGCGAGGUGGACGAGGCCUCCGGCGGGCGCCGAUUCGGCCUGCUGCCAUACAAGCUGCUGUCGCCGGACACAACCGGGGCUCUGUGGGCGAAGUUUCUGGCCUACAUGGAGCGGGCGGCCGCGGCGGAGGCGGCGCCGGUCAGUCGACUGCGCGCAAGCCGACGCUCGACCUUCACCCCCAGCAUUUUGCUUCGCGGGGAGGCAGCGGUGGGGCAACGCCUCUCGCAAAUAAACGCCCCACGCUCCCAGCGGCCGUCGUGUCGGCCGCUACCGUCCAUUUUUCUGCCCCAUUUGGUCUCUGCGACGUUCACAGCCUUUUCCCGCACCCCGCGGGAUAGUGUUUGCCCGCAGAGCUCCAUCCACCCUGGGAAGGACAAAAUUGGCGACCCGAAGACGCCCAGCAGAUCAAUUGUAAAGCCCAGCUACCAGGGCCUCAUCACGCGCACCACGUCGCCUUUCUCGCUCAGACGCACCGGUGCCACCUUCCCUCCCCAUUGA